AUGAUCCUCUUACCCAUUAAUAUUUUGGGUAUUCUUCUAUUUAUUAUACCUCAUCUUAUAAAUGGAUGGGAAAUAAAAGUUGGGUAUUCUGAUACUCAUGUAACAAUUGGAAAAUUUUAUACACUUCGUUGUACCGUUACUGGAAUUGAAGAUAAUUUUGAUGAAAUAACAAUAUCAUUUCAUAAAGAUGGUUUAACAAAACCUAUAUCAACAACUAAAACACCUAAAAAACUUAAAAAUACUGAAGAGUAUUAUUCUGUUUUAAUGUUAACAAAAGUAAGUGAAGAAGAUUCAGGUACAUAUGAAUGUGUUGUUAAUAUUGAUGAUGAAGAAAAGUCAUCAGAAAAAGUUUCACUAAGUGUUGUUGAUGCACCACAAUUUCUUAAUCCACAACCACUUCAAACGCCAGAAGAAGGUAGUACAGCUAAUAUUAAAUGUUAUGUUAAAAAUCAUGAUGAUUAUGAUAUUUAUUGGACAUUUAAUGGAACAAUUAUUCAAGAAGGUACACCAAGAAAUUAUGACUUUUUAGAAGGAUCACAAAUAUUAGUUAUACCAAAAUUUGAUUCAUCAAUUGAUAAUGGAUUAUAUGAAUGUGUUGCUGCAUAUCAUAAUACUAUAGAAAAAAUGUCAAUUGAAGUAAUUGGAUAUGCACGUCCAUCAAUGACUGUCUUUGAACCUUUUAAUAAUACUGAAAUUUCUGAAGGUAGCAAUUUUGCCAUUCAAUGUCAAGCUGUUGGUAAACCAAAACCUACUUAUGAAUGGAGAGUUACAAAGAAUGGCAUAGAAACAACUAUAGAGACAACUGACAAAUAUAAAGUUGAAGGGGGACUUUUGACGAUUGAUACAAUUGAUAAUGAAGAUACUGGUAAUUAUACAUGUAUUGCUUCAAAUGCUAUGGGAAGUGUUCAAAAUUCUGUUUAUGUUAAAGUUAUUAUAGCUCCAGAAAUUAAAGAUAUACCUGAAAUUAUGGCAAUGAAAGAUGAUGAUGUUGUAGUGGAUUGUUUAUAUAAAAGUGAAGGUAUAACAACAGCAAAAUGGUAUUUUAGUAAACCAUUUACAUCAUCAGAUGAAGAUGAGGAAAAUGAUGAAGAAGAUGAAACAAACACAUAUAUGGAAAUUGAGGAAAAUGAUAAAUAUAAAUUAACAAAUGAUAUAGGAUUACUUAAAUUAACAAUUAAUAAAGUUUCAAAAAAUGAAGCUGGAAAGUAUAGAUGUAGUGUUGAGAAUGCUGCAGGUGUUGAACAUGUUAUUACUUUUAUAAACAUUAAAUUUGCUCCAACACCAAAACCAAUAAAAAUGAAUGAAGUAAUUAUUUUUAAAGAAGAUGUUGUUACAUUAGAAUGUGAAUUUGAAGGAAUGCCAAGACCUGAUAUUGAAUGGUAUCACAAUGAAAAUAUUAUCUAUCCAGAUGGAAUAAAUAUAAUUAAGAAUGAAAAAGGACAUAAAAGUUAUUUAAUUAUUAAUGGAAAACAUAUUCAAGAUAAUAUUUUUGGUACAUAUAAAUGUUUAGGAAGUAAUUCUGUUCAAAAAGCUGUACCAUCAGAUGAAAUUAAUAUUUAUCUUAAAGAAAAACCAGAACAACCAACAAUUUCAUGUUCAGAUGAACUUAGUGCUACUAAAGCUAUUUGUAAUAUUGAUCCUGGUCCAAAUCCUGGAAAAAGACCUGAAACAGUAACAAUUUAUUUUACUCCAAAAGAAUUACAAAUAGAUAUGGAUGAUGAAUUUUGGAUUAAUAGUGAAUUUAAUCAAACAAUAAAAUAUGAUGAAACUAUUACUAUUAUAAAUUUACCACCAAAUACAACAUUUACAGGUAAAGCACAAUCAUUAAAUGCAGCUGGAAUAUCAGAAAUGGGACCAAUAUUUUAUUUUCAAACUGAUCCACCAAGUACACCAGAACCAAUAAAUGAUAUAGAAAUUAAUUGUAAAGAAAUUUGUGAUUUUAUUUGGCCUGAUGCUGAAUUAAAUGGUGGAUGGGGAUUAAAAUAUAGAGUAACAUUUAAUGCUACACAAAAUUUAAAAAAAGAUAAUUUUGAUUUAGCUGAUAUGCAUUUUAUAUCUAUUGAAACAGAAAAUAAUAAAUUAUCAUUUGAUCAAUUAAAACCUGAAAUGGAAUAUAAUAUGGAAGUAAUAACAAUUACAGAACAAGGUGAAUCUGAACCAUUUAUAAUAACUUUAGAAACACCUGAUACUCUUAUUUUUGGAUCCUAUUUUAAAUGGCCAUUUGGAAGUUUUGCUAAAUUUUUAGCAAUUUCUGGAAUUAUGAUGAUUAUUAUAAUUACAACAAUAGAUUUAGUUUUAUAUAUAACAUAUCGUUGUGGAAUAAUUGUCUUUAUAUUAACUCAUUGUUGUGGCAAAAAAAUUGAUAAAGGAUCUCAAAAUAAUGAAGAUGUUGAAAAUAAUGGUCCUGAGAGUAGCAAAUUAUUAUCUGAGAAUCAACCAAUAAAUGUAAAUAAUAAGAAAAGAGAAAUUUAUGGACCAUUUACAACUCAUGUAUAG
Molecule: messenger RNA, 2496 nt
Organism: Strongyloides ratti
Lineage: Eukaryota; Metazoa; Nematoda; Chromadorea; Rhabditida; Strongyloididae
Product: Immunoglobulin subtype 2 domain and Immunoglobulin subtype domain and Fibronectin, type III domain and Immunoglobulin-like domain and Immunoglobulin I-set domain and Immunoglobulin V-set domain and Immunoglobulin-like fold domain-containing protein
Exons: 7
Coding region: 1-2496 (831 amino acids)
Molecular function (GO): protein binding
Source: RefSeq, a predicted model, not a curated record